GGCAACAUGCAAACGGGCUGAUGGAUAAUAUUGUUUAAUCCGCAUGGAUCUGUGUUGAUUGUUGAAUGAAUAAAGAAAAUUCCAAACUUCCGAAAUGGCAGAUGGAGUGAUCGCUGCUGAGCUUCCAAGUGUACUCGAAUGGCGGAACUGGGCAACGUUGACAUCGAAAUUCAAGGUGAAUAAUAGAAUACCGCCACUCUGCUCGCUUCCAUCUCCAACCAAAUCCAAUCCAAUCCAAUCCAUCUCACUACUCCAUUCCUUCACCUCUCUCUAAAUUCUCAAUUCAAUUCAUCGCUCUUCGCCCCUAAUUUCCUUUUUCCUUUCACCACACCGAUUGGAUCCUCCGCCACCAUGAAUGCCCUAGCCGCUACCAAUCGCAACUUCCGCCAUGCCGCGCGUAUUCUCGGUCUCGACUCCAAGAUCGAGAAGAGCCUUCUCAUCCCCUUCAGAGAGAUCAAGGUUGAGUGCACGAUCCCGAAGGACGAUGGGAGUUUGGUGUCCUAUGUUGGUUUUAGGGUACAGCAUGAUAAUGCCCGCGGCCCGAUGAAGGGAGGGAUCAGAUACCAUCCUGAGGUUGACCCUGAUGAAGUAAAUGCUCUAGCUCAACUAAUGACAUGGAAGACUGCUGUAGCAGAUAUUCCUUAUGGAGGAGCAAAGGGCGGGAUUGGAUGCACUCCGCGAGAAUUAAGUACAAGUGAGUUGGAACGCCUGACUCGAGUAUUUACUCAGAAGAUCCAUGACCUCAUUGGUAUACAUGCUGACAUUCCAGCACCAGAUAUGGGCACAAAUGCACAGACUAUGGCCUGGAUUUUGGAUGAGUACUCUAAGUUUCAUGGUCACUCGCCAGCUGUCGUGACGGGGAAGCCCAUUGACCUUGGUGGUUCGCUUGGUAGAGAUGCUGCUACUGGGCGUGGUGUUGUUUUUGCUACAGAAGCUUUGCUUUCCGAGUAUGGAAAGAAAAUCAAAGAUUUAACAUUUGUUAUUCAGGGAUUUGGUAACGUGGGAUCUUGGGCAGCAAGGCUUAUCCAUGAAAGAGGAGGAAAGGUUGUUGCAGUGAGUGAUAUUACUGGUGCCGUGACGAACCCGAAUGGAAUCAACGUACCUGAUCUGGUUGAUCAUAAAGAAAAGACCAAUAGCCUGGUAAAUUUCCCAAGUGCAGAUGGCUUGGAUCCGAAUGAACUUCUAGUUCAUGAAUGUGAUGUUCUUAUCCCAUGUGCUUUAGGUGGAGUUUUGAACAGGGAAAAUGCUGCUGGUGUGAGAGCAAAGUUCAUAGUAGAGGCAGCUAACCACCCUACUGAUCCAGAAGCAGAUGAGAUCCUAUCUAAGAAAGGAGUCAUAAUACUCCCCGACAUCUACGCCAAUUCUGGAGGAGUCACCGUUAGCUAUUUUGAGUGGGUUCAGAAUAUUCAGGGGUUCAUGUGGGAGGAAGAGAAGGUGAACAAGGAGCUCCAAAGGUACAUGACAAGAGCUUUUUAUAAUAUAAAGAGCAUGUGCAAGUCACAUGACUGUAAUCUUCGUAUGGGUGCUUUCACAUUGGGUGUCAACCGUGUGGCACGUGCUACCCUCUUGAGGGGUUGGGAGGCCUAGAAGUAUAGGACUACCCUGCACUAUUUUUUGUAGGGUCACUUUUUACUCUUCCUUUCACAUUUCACUGUUUUCCUAAAGUGCUUAGAUCAUCAGCACUUGCAUGCUGAAAUUACUGUUGAAUAAAAUUCUCACUACUAACAUUAUUUACAAAAUUUAGUAAAAUUGAUCAACGGUUCAGCUUGGGAA
This is a messenger RNA of Momordica charantia (bitter melon), 1773 nucleotides long. Its product is annotated as glutamate dehydrogenase 2. NCBI's taxonomy places the organism in Eukaryota, Viridiplantae, Streptophyta, Magnoliopsida, Cucurbitales, Cucurbitaceae. Gene Ontology annotation, biological process: L-glutamate catabolic process. Gene Ontology annotation, cellular component: mitochondrion. The record is from RefSeq and is a predicted model, not a curated record. Gene Ontology annotation, molecular function: L-glutamate dehydrogenase (NAD+) activity.